Messenger RNA from Rubroshorea leprosula, 366 nucleotides. The record is from the annotation of a GenBank genome assembly. NCBI's taxonomy places the organism in Eukaryota, Viridiplantae, Streptophyta, Magnoliopsida, Malvales, Dipterocarpaceae.
CGUUACAACUUUGUCACUGUGGAAUAAUUGAAAAUAUGUUAGGCAAUGAUGAGGCUGUUGCAACCGUGUUUAAUAGGAUCGGAGAUAAUGUCAUUGUCGGCGUCUCCAGCGAAUUCUAUGCCCGGUUAUGUCAUGAUGUCAAUGAGCAUUACAAUGCACUUUGGAACAGAAGGAUGGCAAGCUUAAGGCACAACUAUUUCAACACUCCAUGGGCGUUCAUCUCCUUUCUUGCUGCAGCUUUCUUGCUGCAGCUUUCUUGCUGCAGCUUUCUUGCUUCUGCUUACCCUGCUUCAAACGACAUUUACCAUUUUUCCUAGAAACUAAUAUUUGAUGUAGAGUUAGUGAUAACAAAAUUUGUCAUUUGUU